Molecule: messenger RNA, 818 nt
Organism: Drosophila erecta
Lineage: Eukaryota; Metazoa; Arthropoda; Insecta; Diptera; Drosophilidae
Exons: 1
Coding region: 88-747 (219 amino acids)
Source: RefSeq, a predicted model, not a curated record
CAUUAGUAGCUAGUUUCGACAGUUUUUGAGAUUGCCAUCUCUAAGGCCGUCAGAUCGACGAAAUUAAGUUUGGUCACAAGUAACGUAAUGAAUUCCACUGAUACAAAAAAAAAGGAGUCUCGUAUCCAUAAACUUCGAUUGGAAAGCCGCACCAAAAACUGGGGCAAGAAUAAGUUCAAGCCGAAGAAGUAUGUUGAACCAAGUCCAGAUCUCACGCCGCAAGGCGCAUCGACGCCUUGGCAGCUUGUGAAAAACCACAUACUUACCGAUUCAUCGGGCCCGGGACUCCAGGAUAUGGACAGCAAGGACGCCAGGCAGUUCAUGCAGCAGCGUCAGCAGAACCACCGGCGAAAUAUCAUAGAAGCCAACCGGUCGCAGGCCACUGAAUGGGAGUCCUUCGACGAUGAGAAGCCCUCAACGGAAGGAAAACAAAAACUUCGCAGGUCCGUUGAGAACUUCACUUUUAGGGACCGCAACUAUUUCCGAAAGAAACUCACGCUGGGCUUCAAUUUAACGCAUAAAAAUUCCACGCUCAAGACUGCCAUUAAGGAAUUGAAAUAUAAACAGGAACAAAAAGAGAGUGAAUUAGAACGAUUGAAAAAUAUACAGACAAAUAUGAAAUCAUCUAAUACAAACGGAUCAAAGGGUAGCAACCCAUUUCAGAAAAUGCGAGAUAAUGCACAUCCUUAUCGCAAGAAGGGGCGGAAUGGGAAAAAUCCGUUUCAAAAAGGGCAUCCCGAUAAAUAAGUUCAGCUUAUUCAGUACACACUGUAAUGCAACAAAACUGUUUAAAUAAUAAAUACACACUAUAAAGAAAG